Molecule: messenger RNA, 1215 nt
Organism: Thunnus maccoyii (southern bluefin tuna)
Lineage: Eukaryota; Metazoa; Chordata; Actinopteri; Scombriformes; Scombridae
Gene: lcp2b
Product: lymphocyte cytosolic protein 2b
Exons: 11
Coding region: 23-1192 (389 amino acids)
Biological process (GO): cell surface receptor protein tyrosine kinase signaling pathway; intracellular signal transduction
Source: RefSeq, a predicted model, not a curated record
GUGAUAUUUACGGGAGGCGAGCAUGAAUUUAAAUAAUGUUCCUUCUAAAUCGGAGGUGAUGGGAUGGAAUCCCCAAACUCUAGCUGACUACAUGAAGAGGCUUAACUUACCAGGCUGUGACAAAGUGGUGAUGAAGGGAAGCAUAAGUGGAGCACAGUUCAUACAUAUGACUGAGUGUGACCUCCAAGCGUUCCCCAGCAUUUACAUUCCAAUAAUCACUAAGAUCCACAGUGAAGUCAGUAAGCGAGAGCAGAGGAGGUUUUUCGGUAAUAAGUACGCAAACAGAGCAGUAUUUGCACAGAGGGAAGAGAACUGGGACUCAGAUGAGUCUGACAACGACAGCGAUAAUGUCUAUGAGGGUCCGGAUGAAGAGGGAGGGGAAGACAACUACAUCUGUGCUCUGACUGAGCCACCGACAGCUGAGGAACAAGACAGUGACGAGUCGUCCGAAAGUGACUUUGAGCUGCCUUCCUCUCCGCACACAUCAAAGCCACCUCUACACCCGAGACCGGCAACACCUCGGAAAUGUCAGUCCAGAGCAGCUGGCCAACCCAGUCCACAUAUCGACAGGAGCAGCAAGCCUGGGCAGUCCAGCCUGCUGCUGAAAGACCUUCCAAAAUCAAAGGGCAGCGCUGUCAAGGCUCCUGGCUCAUCCAGCAGCAAGUACCGUCCACCGAAGGCCCCUAAGCCAACAGAUGUUUUCAUCAAAGCGACUAAACUCACUCCGGCUCCUCCAGUGCCAACACAACGUACUAUAAUUAGCCAUUCAAAACCAGGACCAAGAGAGAACGAGUUAGUUUGUUUAGUCCUUACUAUGAGUGUUUUAUUAUGGUGCAUCCAGGAUUUGGAUCCCAGCUGGUAUGGAGGAAAGGUGACCAGACGUCAAGCUGAAGCUAUUCUCAGGGAAGUGAACAAGGACGGGACAUUUGUGGUGAGAGACAGCUCGAAAGGCUCUGCUGAGCAUCCCUACACCCUGAUGUUGCUAAAAGAUGACAAAGUUUACAACAUUAAGAUCCGUUACCAAGGCAACGCCUACUCCCUUGGCACUGGCCUCAAGAACUCCAAGAUUUUCCCUGGGGUGACGGAGAUGAUUACCCAUCACACACUCAACCCGCUGCUGCUCAUUGAUGCCACAGACCCGAGCUCUGAAGCGAACAACCAAAGCUGUCUGCUGUACCCUGCAGGACUCUGACCAGAACCAACACCAAGCUUAAU